Capsicum annuum is the source of this 2367-nucleotide messenger RNA. Its product is annotated as sialidase. The coding region runs from base 437 to 2137 and encodes 566 amino acids. The transcript is spliced from 5 exons. Gene Ontology annotation, cellular component: cortical microtubule. Gene Ontology annotation, biological process: cortical microtubule organization. Lineage: Eukaryota; Viridiplantae; Streptophyta; Magnoliopsida; Solanales; Solanaceae. The record is from RefSeq and is a predicted model, not a curated record.
AUGCACGGUUCAACUAGUAUAUAUAAAAGCCCCAAUAUGGCUGAUACUAUGAAUUGACAUUGGUAUUCCAAACUUAUUAUUUUUGGUACCAGAAGUUAGGAAGGCUUUUUUUAAUGUCUUAAUUGCAAGCUUAAAUUAAAAGGGAAUUAAAGGGGGAGAGGACGGGAAGGGGGAGAGAAAGGGGAGGGAACACACCGACCCUCGCUUACCUGUCUGUCAGUUUUUUACUAUUCCUAACAUGCUUUUCCUCCUCCUAUUCUCCCAAUCUGCACCAAUUUCUUCUUUCUCCCACUCUUAACUCUGAACAGAUCUGCGAAAAUCUCCGGCAGCGUUACAUCAAAGGAAGCUUCGUAUUUCUAAGCUUCGCAUUUCACGUCCAUAAUGCUGGCACAUAUAGUUUGAUGUUUUAGUAGUGACAAUAAAUAAAUACAUAAUAAUGAACAGAAGCUUCAGAGAUUCUAUGAUCAGCGGGAAGAAUUUCCCUAUCUCGUCGCAGCACCGGCGAGGACUUAGUCUUAACGGAGCUUCUAGGGAGCCCGACGAUAAUUUGGAUCUCUUCUCCAAAAGUCGCCGUAGUGUUUCUGUUCUCUCCCCCGACGAGUCAGAUGUUGCAGUUAAGCUGGGAAGGCUUUCAAUUGGAUCAGUGAAGCAAUUAAAGAGUGGAUUAGAGGAUCUGCUGGCAUCUACGGAAGGAGAGAAACAUGAUUAUGAUUGGCUCCUCACUCCUCCAGGAACUCCUCUUGUUCCUUCAUCAGAUGGAAGUGAAACAAAACCAGUUUCAGUGGCUCUAAGAGGCAGCUCAUUGGUCAGAUCGGCCUCCACUUAUAAGGCUUCAAGGCUUUCAGUGUCUCAUUCAGAGAGCAAUACUCCUGCAAGGCCAACUCGGAGUAAAUCAGCGACUCGACCUUCCAUUAGUAGCUCUCAGUAUAGUACUUACUCAAAUAAAUCAGGCUCUAUUCUGAACACAAGCUCUGCAUCGGUCUCCUCCUAUAUCAGACCAUCUACGCCAACUAGCCAUUCAUCUUCUUCAGCCAGGCCGUCCACUCCAACCUCCCGUGCAACAGUGUCCAGACCUUCAACUCCUUCUAAAGCCCGCCAAGCCCUAAAUACUUCUAGGCCAACCCAGAGCUCGAGACCUUCUACUCCAACUUCCCGGCCCCAAACAUCUGGAAACAUGAAUACCCCUGCUGCCCGGUCUACUUCAAGGCCUUCAACACCUACUCGUCGGACCGUAACACCUUCGUUAUCUCCAGCGUCUAGAUCUUCAACUCCAGCAGGGCGCUUUGUCACCAAUGCACGAACUACAGCUUCUGUUUCUCGUCCAAGCUCCCCUAGUCACCAAGUUCGGCGACCAUCACAGCCGAUAGUUCCCCCAGAUUUUUCACUUGAAACACCACCAAAUCUACGCACAACUCUGCUAGAUCGGCCUCUAUCUGCUGGCAGGUCCAGGCCGAAUCCUUCUGUCACUACCAAGGGAAAUGCCGAAACCCCAAGUAUGGCAAAUCCUCGGAGACAGUCAUCACCCAUUAUUAGCAGGGGAAGACUAACAGAAUCCUCUGGUAGAGGACGAGGGCUUGGCAGUGGGCAGCUAAGUGAUAUAUCUGAUUCCCGUAGGGCUUCACAUGUCUCUGAGUCGUCUUCAAGGAAGCCUGUAAAGACUGCUACUGACAGCAUGGGACUUGGAAGGACAAUUUCUAAGAAAUCUCUUGACGUGGCCAUCAGGCAUAUGGACGUUAAAAACGGCCUUAAUAGUGUUCGUCCACUUUCUGGUUCAACCCUCUUUCCUCACAGUAUUCGAUCCACAAAUGGGAAAGGCCAGCAUUCUCAUGGUUCGACAGCCGCAUCCUUUAUCUAUGAGAAUGUGUCUUAUCACUGUAAUGGUAAUCUUCCAGAAAAUGGUAAUUACCUAAACAGAUCAUCUGAAAACGGGAGUGAAGAGGCCAAGUCUCAACAUUCAGCAAAAUUGACAAAUAUUGAUAUUUAUGAAAGUUCUCGUUACGAUGUGCUUUUGCUGAAAGAGGAUUUGAAGAACACGAAUUGGUUGCACAGUAUCGACGACAAGUUGGACCAAGAAACCAUAUUUGAUAACGGAUUCGAGUCUCUGCCUGAACCUUUUAGCCCUUUACAACAUUUGUGAAAGGAUGUUCCUUCUAGUAUUACUAAUUUUUCCUUUUGGAUUCUAUUUGUUACUAAAAUCAUUUGUUUGCAAAAGAAUAUAAGAAGAGAUGUAAUGUGGCAAGUUAGGCCAUCAGGACUGUGAAAGGCGACCUACUAUGUCUAUUUAGUUUCCAUUAUUAUGUAAGCAAAAUGACUUCUUUAUUUCAUUUCAUAAUCCAUAGGCCACAAGAAGAUGGUGGUUGCGGCAAA